This is a messenger RNA of Cylicocyclus nassatus, 249 nucleotides long. NCBI's taxonomy places the organism in Eukaryota, Metazoa, Nematoda, Chromadorea, Rhabditida, Strongylidae. The record is from the annotation of a GenBank genome assembly.
AUGACCACCGAAUAUACCCUGAAUGAAGUCGGACGUCACUGCACUGCAGAUGAUUUAUGGAUCGCAUUUGAGGGGAAGGUCUACGACUUGACAGCCUACUUUAGUUUACAUCCGGGAGGAAUCGCCAUGUUGCGUCAGGCAGGAAAGGAUGGCUCCUAUGCGAUACGGUUAGUUCAGAUGCAUGGCAUUGCAUGGACAACAAUCGAAAAGAAGUUAAAAGAGCAUCAAAUUGGAAUAUUGAAACGUUGA